UCCGAUGCUCAGUGGCCGUGUUAAUUGGCUGGACAUCGGUCGUCGCGUUCGAAAGUUGUAUGGUACGCGAGAUAACCUCGCUUUCGCUCGCCCGCACGCGAAGGAACACACGCAAUGACGGAGAUAGUGGUGGCCACCGAUGAGGAGCAGUUGCUCUCCAGGAUCUCCAAUCUCGUCGCCCGCGCCGCCGACGACGCGAUCUCGCGAGACGAUCGGAUCUUUCGUUUUGGCGUAUCAGGCGGUUCGGUGGUACAACUGCUGGCCAAAUCCCUGCCUAACAUUGCAACCGAUUGGAGCAAGUGGCGCUUUUUCUUCUGUGAUGAACGAAUAGUGCCUCUCGAAGAUUCCGAGUCAAAUUUCGGCCUCUACAAAAGUUGUUUACUUGGAAAAGUGCCUGUCACCGAGGAGCAGUUCAUGAAGGUUGAUCCAGAACUCAACGCCGAGAACGCGGCGAAGGAUUACAUUAAAAAAAUGGCCUUCUUCUUCCCGCCGGACAGAUUACCGAGAUUCGAUUGCCUGCUGUUGGGGGUGGGUCAGGACGGGCACACAUGCUCGCUCUUCCCGGGUCAUCGUGCCCUCGAUGAUGAGAACAUGUGGGUCACAUGGGAGUUGAACGCGCCGAAACCGCCACCCAGUAGAAUCAGUCUUACUAUGCCAGUCAUUAAUAAUGCUCGCAUGUGUGUGUUCGUUGUCACCGGCGCUAGCAAGGCUGAGAUCGUCAAAAGGGUCUUGAAAAACAAGGAAGAUUUACCAGCUACCAGAGUGGAUCCAGUUGAUGGCACUCUUUUUUGGCUGCUCGAUCAAGAAGCGGGCAGACUACUCAUCUCAGACUGAAAUGCGAGGUGGGAUAAAACAAGACCACCACUACAUUACAUCGAUUUUAUGACAUUCCAUACCACGUAUUAUUAUCGUCUUUACUUUUUCUUUAAAAUUUUUCAGCUCAACUCUAUAUUUUAAUGUUUUAUUUUUUUUUUCAUCACAAUUUACUAUUAAAGUCGAUAGAGUAUUUGAAGCGCUAUAUGCUCGUACCAAAGGCGUACGAAAAUGACUCGUGGGAAAAUUGAAAAUUCAAUUUUCGACUGAUAUUGCUCAACAAUGUCGUUUAUAUAAAAUGUGCAAACUUUGUUAUUGUAAAUCAAUCUACGUAUUGUAAAAAGAUAAUAUUUAAUAAGAAAGUAAUAAAAGUUUUGCAUUUUCAAGAAAAUAUACAAUUUAAUAACAAAAAAAUGAAAAUUAAGGAAAUAAUUUAAUUUCCUUAAUCUUCACAGAAGAGAUAUUAAUCAAAAAUAGAAACACAUACAAAUUAGGGUUUUUAAAAAUAUUUGACAUAUAUCGUUAUUUUAUGAUUCUUUAAAGGGGAAAAAACAGAUUAACCCUAAAAGGUUUCACUUCAACAAAUUCAGAAUCUGAAAUCAGAUUCAAACGGAUAAAAUUUUGGUCUACAUUUAAGGAUUUCCUCGAAAUUUCUUGUCGGAUUAACUUUUCUCAUUCUCUUCUCUCUUGGAGAAACUCGCUUAAAAAUCAAUCGUUUUUUUCUUCAUUUCUAGUACGAGUCCAUUCUUUCAAGCAAAACAUAAAAAAUCGUUAUUUAAAUUUUUGUAUUUUUAUCUUUGUUAUCAUUUCAAGAUUUAUUAAGUUAAGAUUUAUUAAGUUUAUAAGAAUGUUAAUUACACCAACUUAACGAAAGUGUUUUCUUCCGCAGAUAUAUGCAGAAAAACAAUUAUACAGUCCGUAAUAUAUUUUGUGAUAUAUAACAAAACUGAAAAAUUGUUCUAAAUAAAGCGACAUAUUGACAAAUUCAUAAUUAUAUUCGUGAUAUAUAUAAUAUAUUAUCAUAUUUUAAUAAAUGAUAUAAUUAAUGUAAAAAAAGAAAGAUUUUGAUAAUACAGAUUCUAAUGUUAAAUUAUCAUUAAAACUAUGGUUUUAAUCGCUGUAUUGUAA
Messenger RNA from Vollenhovia emeryi, 1941 nucleotides. It is a transcript of the gene Pgls, whose product is annotated as 6-phosphogluconolactonase. The transcript is spliced from 4 exons. Lineage: Eukaryota; Metazoa; Arthropoda; Insecta; Hymenoptera; Formicidae. The record is from RefSeq and is a predicted model, not a curated record. Gene Ontology annotation, molecular function: 6-phosphogluconolactonase activity. Gene Ontology annotation, biological process: carbohydrate metabolic process; pentose-phosphate shunt. The coding region runs from base 115 to 834 and encodes 239 amino acids.